GUGUCGGCGCCCGCGGCUGAAGCCGCGCCCCCUGUCUCUGCCGCCAGCAUCGCCGCAGCGGCCACCGCCGUCGUAGCCCCAACCUCGACGGUCGCUGUGGCCCCAGUCGCCUCUGCCUUGGAGAAGAAGACAAAGAGCAAGGGGCCCUACAUCUGCGCCCUGUGCGCCAAGGAGUUCAAGAACGGCUACAACCUCCGGAGGCACGAGGCCAUCCACACGGGAGCCAAGGCCGGCCGGGUCCCCUCGGGUGCUAUGAAGAUGCCCACCAUGGUGCCCCUGAGCCUCCUGAGCGUGCCUCAGCUGAGCGGAGCCGGCGGGGGAGGGGGAGAAGCGGGCGCCGGUGGCGGGGCGGCCGCAGUGGCCGCCGGUGGCGUGGUGACCACCACCGCCUCGGGAAAGCGCAUCCGGAAGAACCACGCCUGCGAGAUGUGCGGCAAGGCCUUCCGCGACGUCUACCACCUGAACCGACACAAGCUGUCGCACUCGGACGAGAAGCCCUACCAGUGCCCGGUGUGCCAGCAGCGCUUCAAGCGCAAGGACCGCAUGAGCUACCACGUGCGCUCACAUGACGGCGCUGUGCACAAGCCCUACAACUGCUCCCACUGUGGCAAGAGCUUCUCCCGGCCGGAUCACCUCAACAGUCACGUCAGACAAGUGCACUCAACAGAACGGCCCUUCAAAUGUGAGAAAUGUGAGGCAGCUUUUGCUACGAAGGACCGACUGCGGGCGCACACAGUACGACACGAGGAGAAAGUGCCAUGUCAUGUGUGUGGCAAGAUGCUGAGCUCAGCUUAUAUCUCGGACCACAUGAAGGUGCACAGCCAGGGCCCUCACCAUGUCUGUGAGCUCUGCAACAAAGGCUUCACCACGGCAGCAUACCUGCGCAUCCACGCGGUGAAGGACCAUGGGCUCCAGGCCCCGCGGGCUGACCGCAUCCUGUGCAAGCUGUGCAGCGUGCACUGCAAGACCCCUGCCCAGCUGGCCGGCCACAUGCAGACCCAUCUGGGGGGGGCCGCCCCCCCUAUCCCAGGAGACGCCCCCCAGCCACAGCCCACCUGCUGAGGGGGACCCCCGCACCCACCAGGUACUGGUGAGGUGUGUCCCAUGGCAGCAGCAGCGGCGGCAGCGGCAGCAGCAGCAGCAGCGGCGGCGGCAGCAGUGGCAGCCCCUCCCACAGCUGUGGGCUCCCUCUCUGGGGCUGAGGGGGUGCCCGUGAGCUCUCAGCCACUUCCCUCCCAGCCCUGGUGAGCUCCACGUUGGUGGAGGGCAGAGGGGAGAAUGGAGGAAAACCCUUGGUUACAUCUCCUCUUCCCGUCUCUGUUCCCACCAACUCCUCACUACUUCUCCCACCAACCAAGGAGCCUCCAGAAGGAAAGGAGGAAGAAAUGUUUUCUUAGGGGAAUUCACUAGAUUUUAAAAUUUUGUUUCUCCUGCUCCUCUCUUCUUCCUAUCAGACCUGAUCCCACAUACACCUGUCCCCUUGGUUGUGUUGAGCCCCCUGGACAGUGGGCAGGGGUAGCAGAGGACAGGAGCGGCCACUGCCCUCACCCCCUCUCCUCUCUGGACUCCUCUGCCCUGCCCUUCUGGGGAUUGUGAGCCUUUUCCCUCGAUGGUCCUUCUUGCUCUCCUUCCAGUUCCCUCCUACUGUCUGCUGCCCCUCCCUGGGGAGUUGGUGCUUUUUUUUAUUUUUAUUUUUAUUUUUUUCAGGGGGAGGGAGGAGAGGAAGGAGGGGAAAUCAAAGAUUCUGUCCCAGAGAGGGGAGAACACAAGACUCGAGAAGGGGCAAAAGCAGGGAAGGUAAAGGUACCUUCAUAAGAUGAGGUGGUUUGGGCUCAGGCCCCAAACAUCCUCCUACUUGAGACUGUCAGGGGAAAAAGACAAGGGGAGCAAAAGAAGGAGCCAUUAAGGCCAGAGGCAGGACAAGAGAUGGAAUCUUAAUGGGGCCAGGGUAAAUGGGGGGAUCCAGGGACAGAGGUGCUUCCUGGGGGUAGGGGGAAUGCAGCCGCAGUGUCUCCCCCUUUCCCUCUUCCACCCCAGCUCCAGCCCUGGCCUUUUCUUUUCAUCCCUCUUCCCCACGACAGAAGCUGUGGCCCUGGCCAUGUCAUCGUGUUCCUGUGUCCCCUGCAUGUUCCCCAACCUUCACCCCCCUCCUCUUGCGCGGACCCCAUUACAAUAAAUUUUAAAUAAAAACCUG
Messenger RNA from Condylura cristata (star-nosed mole), 2194 nucleotides. It is a transcript of the gene MAZ, whose product is annotated as MYC-associated zinc finger protein (purine-binding transcription factor). The transcript has 5 exons. Lineage: Eukaryota; Metazoa; Chordata; Mammalia; Eulipotyphla; Talpidae. The annotation marks the transcript as partial. The record is from RefSeq and is a predicted model, not a curated record. Gene Ontology annotation, molecular function: RNA polymerase II cis-regulatory region sequence-specific DNA binding; DNA-binding transcription factor activity, RNA polymerase II-specific. Gene Ontology annotation, cellular component: nucleus. Gene Ontology annotation, biological process: regulation of transcription by RNA polymerase II.